Messenger RNA from Cuculus canorus (common cuckoo), 2910 nucleotides. It is a transcript of the gene CXXC1, whose product is annotated as CXXC finger protein 1. The transcript has 25 exons. The record is from RefSeq and is a predicted model, not a curated record. Bases 16 to 2457 code for a protein of 813 amino acids. Gene Ontology annotation, cellular component: Set1C/COMPASS complex; synaptonemal complex. Lineage: Eukaryota; Metazoa; Chordata; Aves; Cuculiformes; Cuculidae. Gene Ontology annotation, biological process: synaptonemal complex assembly; positive regulation of DNA-templated transcription. Gene Ontology annotation, molecular function: DNA binding; zinc ion binding.
CCUCAGGCUGCGGUGAUGGACGGUGACCCCCACGGUCUCCCCGGGACAGCCCCGAGGCCGGAGGUGCUGCUGGGUCGGAUCCGCAGCCUGCAGCGAGUGCGUCAGGCUGUGGCGCGGGAGAUGGCGGAGGCGCAGGGACACGGCGAGGGGCUACGGCAGCACCUGGAGCAGCUGGAGGAGCGUCAGGCGGCGCUGGAGGGGCUCUGGCAGCAGAAGCAGGAAGCGCUGCGGGUGGCUCGGCUGCGCCGGGAGGAGGUGGAGGCCGAAGGGCAAAGGCGCCGGGGCCUCUGCCUGGGCCGCCAGCGGGACCUGGAAGGAGCCGGAGAGCAGCGAGAGCGACUGCUUCACCUGCGCCGACGACAUCGGCAGGAGUUCUGGCAGCAGCUGGAGGCCAUCAUGGAAGAGCACAAACGCCUGCGGGAGUUUCACACCCCAUCCCAGUUGGAGGCUGAACUGGUGCGACUGGAGGAGGCGCGGGAGAAGCUGCUGAGCCAGGAGCGACGCUUCCUGGAGGCAGAGAAGGACGUCGGAGCUGAAGCCCACGUGGCCGCGCGGUUGGUGCAGCAGGCGGAGGAGGCGGCACGGCGCCGGCUGGGGGCGGAGCUAGCCCGGCAGCAGGGCCACCAGCGCCAGCGGGAUAGCGUCUCCGCUCCGCCAUCUUUGAACCGGGCGCCCCACCCCCCGCGGCGGCCAUUUUACCUGUGGGCAAAACGGAAGUGUGGGGCCGCUCCUCUUUCCGGUUCCGGUCGCGAGCUGGGGCUGCUGGGCGCGGCGAUGGAUAGUGAAUUCUCGGACGCGGAGGCGGCGCCGGGCGGGGAGGAGAACGCGCCCGUGUAUUGUGUGUGCCGCAAACCCGACAUCAACUGCUUCAUGAUCGGGUGCGACAACUGCAACGAAUGGUUCCACGGCGACUGCAUCAACAUCACCGAGAAAAUGGCCAAAGCCAUCCGCGAGUGGUACUGCGAGCAGUGCCGCGAGAAAGACCCCACUUUGGAGAUCCGUUACCGCCACAAGAAGUGGCGCGAGAAGGAACACGAGGGGACGAAGGCGCAGGAGUUGGCGCUGGAUCAGGGACGGGCGGCCAAGAUCAAGCGCUCGGCGCGCAUGUGCGGGGAGUGCGAGGCGUGUCGGCGCCCCGAGGACUGCGGUCAGUGCGACUUCUGUCGCGACAUGAAGAAAUUCGGGGGCCCCAACAAGAUCCGCCAGAAAUGCCGCCUGCGGCAGUGCCAGCUGCGCGCCCGCGAAUCCUACAAGUACUUCCCCACCUCGCUGGCGCGGGGGCGCGAGGGGGACGUGGAGCCGUUGGGGGGCGCGGGGCCCCCCGAGAGCCUCUCGGACGAGGAGCUGCCGCUCGACCCACGGCUCUACCAGGAGCUCUGCGCCGGCGCCUUCGACGACCACGGCCUGCCGUGGCUCAGCGACGCCGAGGACGCGCCCUUCCUCGACCCCGCGCUGCGCAAGAGAGCCGUCAAGGUCAAACACGUCAAGCGGCGCGAGAAGAAGUCCGAUAAAAAGGAGGAGCGGCUGCGGCGGCACCGGCAGCGGCCGCGGCACCGCGAGCGGAACCGUCACCCCGAGCGCUGCGACGCCCGCGACCCCGCGGGGCUCGGCCAAUGCCUGGGGCCCGGCUGCACCCGCCCCGCGCGGCCCCCGUCCAAGUACUGCAGCGAGGCCUGCGGCGUCAAACUGGCCGCCAACCGGAUCUACGAGAUCCUUCCGCAGCGGAUCCAGCAGUGGCAGCAGAGCCCGUGCGUGGCGGAGGAGCACGGGAAGCGGCUCCUGGAGCGCAUCCGUCGGGAGCAGCACCAGGCGCGCCUCCGGCUCCAGGACAUGGAGCGGCGCUUCCACGAGCUCGAGGCCCUCAUCGCCCGCGCCAAAGGCCAUCCGCCCCGGCACGACGAGGAGAGCACGGAGGGCGAGAGUGAGGACACGGAGCUGCAGAUCUUCUGUGUGUCCUGCGGACAUCCCAUCAACCCCCGCGUCGCCCUGCGCCACAUGGAGCGCUGCUACGCCAAGUACGAGAGUCAGACGUCGUUCGGGUCGAUGUACCCCACACGCAUCGAGGGGGCCACUCGUCUCUUCUGUGAUGUCUAUAACCCUCAGAGCAAAACCUACUGCAAACGGCUUCAGGUGCUCUGCCCGGAGCACUCCCGGGACCCCAAGGUGCCGGCGGACGAGGUGUGUGGGUGCCCGCUGGUGCGCGACGUCUUCGAGCUGACGGGCGAGUUCUGCCGCGUCCCCAAGCGCCGCUGCCACCGCCAUUACUGCUGGGAGAAGCUGCGCCGCGCCGAGGUCGACCUGGAGCGCGUCCGCGUGUGGUACAAGCUGGACGAGCUCUUUGAGCAGGAACGCAACGUGCGGGCGGCCAUGACCAACCGGGCGGGGCUGCUGGCGCUCAUGCUGCACCAAACCAUCCAGCACGACCCCCUCACCACCGACCUGCGCACCCCGACAUGACCACCCCCCCAAGGGCACCCCAAAAACCCCCAUGGACACCCCAAAAAAACCCUCGCGGACACCCCAAAAACCCCUAUGAACAUGGUGACCCCCCCCCUAUGGACAACGCAACCACACCCCAUGGACAUGGUGACCCCCCAAAACCUCCCAGCACGACCCCCUCACCACCGACCUGCGCACCCCGACAUGACCACCCCCCCAAGGACACCCCAAAAACCCCCAUGGACACCCCAAAAAAACCCUCAUGGACACCCCAAAAACCCCCAUGGAUAUGGUGACCCCCCCCCCCAUGGACAACCCAACCACACCCCAUGGACAUGGUGACCCCCCAAAACCUCCCAGCACGACCCCCUCACCACCGACCUGCGCACCCCGACAUGACCACCCCCCCAAGGACACCCCAAAAACCCCCAUGGACACCCCAAAAAAACCCUCACGGACACCCCAAAAACC